AUGGACGAGCAGCAGUCACUGCCUCCGCUGGAGGAUUAUUAUACUCAGGUGUCAAGAGACGCAUUACGGACCGACGAAAGCCUUGGCGGAGUUGCGACUGCAGCAGAAGGCUUCGUAUCGGUUGUAGCUCCGGUCCGUGAGCAGCAAGAGGACGCCAGUGUCACUGAGCCUGUCGAGGAACACCGAAGGCCCAACGUGCCUACAAAGCGCAGAGUGAAACGAGCUUUGUUCUCAACCCUGGCCCUGCGAAGCGUGCCGGAGAAGCGGAAGAACUUGCGUUCCUCAAUCGAGAAGUUGUCAGUCCGCAGGGUUUAUGCCGACCAGCCUCCUAGUGGCACCACAACAACGGAUGUGGCUCACGUCAGCGAGUCCAUGAAGGGACACCAAUGGAGCGCGUCCAAUAUGCGCUGCGCUUCAGAUAUCACCAUCCCAAGAGACAAUGGUACUGAACGUGGCUCACCCACUACGUGCCCUGCAAACAUUACUACUCGUGGGCAAUGGAAUGAGAUUAGAGAUGAUAGGAACAGCACUAUUCUAUCCGGGAUCGGCGACAAUGCAGGCUGGGGACCCCCAUCUAGCGCAAUCGCACUCCCGGACUCGUAUAUGCCCGCAGACAACUCGACUGGGGAUCCUACGGCAGAUCCAUGGUACUUGACGCCGUGGGCUAUGGAACCAUGCUCGUCGGAGACAUUGCCCGCAUCUUUCUGGGAUUGGACCUGGCCUCAAUCCGGGUGUCUAACCGGGUCCGAGACCAACGGUUUGUCACAUCCGUCUAUUCCUGCAUCGCAGGCGGCAGGAUGGCCCUUUGGAGGCGAGGCUGAACAGCCUCAGCAGCCGAGCACAAGCGGCGUUAUGCCCUUCUGGGCAUACCACUCACAAGAGCUGUACCCUCCAGGUCCCUCUUUUGAUGCACCGGACCCUAUACCCUCGUCCGAUGCACUCGGGCUCUCUUCUAUACUAGAAACCGCGCCACCGAGCUUUCCGAGAUUCCAUCACGUGCAGCAUGUCGAGGAAGCCAGCUUGGCGCUCCCGACUGAGCCUCCAAUGCUAUUGCCUCCCUGGGAUCCAUUGGCGCGUCUUUCCGCAGCAUUGCCCAUGACGGACUUCCACCGCCACAGCUUGCAUCAACAACCAUCUGCGCCCGUCCCUGUUCGAUAUUGCCAGUCGCUAGUACCCCGAUGGCUACAGACUAUGAUGAAUUACCAGGAAGCUGAAGUGAGGCCAUUCGAUGAUUUCGGUGCCAGCAGCCUGGAUUUACCUCGUAAUGUCACGGUGCCAGAAGACCAGGUCGAGUAUUGUCACACGACCUAG
Messenger RNA from Aspergillus welwitschiae, 1311 nucleotides. RefSeq lists its product as uncharacterized. The transcript has 4 exons. Bases 1 to 1311 code for a protein of 436 amino acids. The record is from RefSeq and is a predicted model, not a curated record. Lineage: Eukaryota; Fungi; Ascomycota; Eurotiomycetes; Eurotiales; Aspergillaceae.